Molecule: messenger RNA, 4821 nt
Organism: Capsicum annuum
Lineage: Eukaryota; Viridiplantae; Streptophyta; Magnoliopsida; Solanales; Solanaceae
Product: probable disease resistance protein At4g27220
Molecular function (GO): ADP binding
Source: RefSeq, a predicted model, not a curated record
UUUCCCUCAGAGCCCUUAAAGUCCAAGUGUGAGUUUUCAGUGACUCUCAAGCUGUUUUCAUCUAAUUCCUACUCAAAAAAAAAAUUGAUCUCCUUGUUCCUUGUAAAUCUAAUCAAAAACAUCAAAAAAGAAAAAAAAAAAAAAAACAACUUUGGUAGAGAAAUCACAAGAGGCUGUUUUUCUUUAUUAGACUAGCCAGUGAAGAAUUACUUUAAGGAGAUGGCUAUGGAAAUUGUAACUGCUAUUUUGAGCCCAAUCGCAGAACACUUGAUACUGCCAGUUGCGCGACAGAUUGGGUAUUUGUUUUACUAUAGGCGCAACAUCAGGUCUCUGGAAAAUGCAUCUGAGCUGGAAGGUAUCAGAAGCGGGGUGCAGCUAAGAAAGGAUGCUGAAUGGAGAAACUCACGAGUCGUUUCACUCAAUGUUGAGGCGUGGUUAACAAGUGUUGGUGAAACUACUGCUGAGGUGGCGGUUUUACUAGGACGUAGAAUUGAGGUUGAAAGAGGUUGCAUUUAUGGUUGGUGUCCAAACUUGAAGUCACGUCACUGACUGAGCAGGAAAGCUAAGAAAAUUGUACCGGCUAUGAAUGAUCUUCAAAAUAAAGGCAGAGGUUAUGUUCCUUUCUCCUAUCGUGGUGAGGAGUUUGACUCCAGAAAACACAAAGAAGAAGAGGUCAUCGCAGCUUUGAGAGAUGAGGAGAUCAUUAUUGUUGGGAUAUGUGGUAUGGGUGGUGUUGGUAAAACAACACUGGCUGAGAAAGUAAGAGCAAGGGCAAAACAAGAAAGGUUGUUUGAUGAUGUUGUCAUGAUAACUGUCAGUCAACAACAAGACCUGAAAAGAAUUCAGGGUGAGAUCGCCGAAGAAGUCAGGCUGACGUCGUUGCAAGGAGACAAUUUGUUGAGUCGUGGAGAUCUGCUGCGUGAAAGGUUAAUGAAGAAGGGCAGUCGCAUCCUUAUAAUUUUGGUUGAUGUUUGGGAGGAUCUUGAUGAUCCAGAGAAACUUGGAAUUCCCACUGUUAGCAACCACGACUAUCAGUGCAAAGUGGCAUUGACGACGCGUCUCCAAGGUGUUUGUGUCGCUACGAAGGCUCAAAAGACCGCGGAUGUUGGAAUUUUAUCUCAUGAAGAAGCAUGGGUCCUUUUUAGGCAGAAAGUCGGCUCUUCAGUGGACGAUCCCUCUCUUCCUAAAGUAGCAAAAGAUGUUGCCAAAGAAUACAAGGGACUGCCAGUUGCAAUUGUUACUGUUGCAGGAGCACUAAAGGGUAAAAACAAUCCUAUAUGGGAGGAUGCCCUUUCAGAAUUACAAAAAGCAGCACCAAAAAAUAUCCCAGUGCUUACAAAGGUGUACCAACCUUUGACGAUAAGCUAUAAUCACUUAGACAGUGAUGAAGCCAGGUAUGUCUUUUUGCUUUGUUCCUUGUUUGAGGAGGAUAGUAAUAUUUGGACUGAAGAAUUACUUAGAUACGGAAUGGGGUUUCGCAUCUUUUCGGAAGUCAAAAAUUUAGAACAUGCAAGAAAUAUGUGUAAUCUGUUAGAAACAUUGAAAAAUUGUUUCUUAUUAUCCCAAGGUUCAGACGAAAAUUAUUUCAAAAUGCAUGAUGUGGUGCGAGACGUGGCUAUAUAUAUUGCGUCUGAGGGUGAACAUAAAUUUAUGGUAAGUCACAAUGUGAACUCAGAUGAGUUCCCAAGAAAAGAUUCUUACAAGCAAUACAGUCACAUGUCAAUUGUUGCAAAUAAAUUCGGUGAGCUUCCCAGACCAAUAUCUUGCCCACGACUGAAGCUUUUGAAGUUAAAAUUCUGUAUUGAAGAGGGUUUCAAAUUACAGGAUGGUUUUUUUGAAGGAAUGAGUGAACUCAGUGUCAUAAGACUGAGUGGAUAUGAUCGAGACUCCAUUCUGCCCUUUCCAUCAUCCAUUCAGAGGUUAUCAAAUCUGUGGACGCUAUGUCUGACUAAUUUAAGAUUGGAUGACAUAUCCAUUAUUGGGGAACUUGUCACUUUAGAAAUUCUCAGCAUCAGAGAUUCUUACUUAGAGGAGCUUCCAGUGGAGAUAAGAAACUUGACCAAUCUAAUUGUGUUAGAGUAUUGGAAUCCUUGGCAGAGAGAACGUAUGAGGAUUUCACCAGGGGUCUUAUCAAGACUAGUCCGAUUGGAGGAACUACACAUGGUGAGAGCAGAAGAUUGUAGUUGCUCCACCUUGAGGGAUCAGGAAUCCUUAUCGAGAUUGACUGCACUGACAUUUGAUGAAUGUUCCGUAGAUGUGAUUUACAGUAACUUGGGCCUUUCCUCCAAGUUGACACGGUACGCUCUUAAAGUGGGUCGAGACUACAUGUAUACUUCAAUCAAGAAAACUUACAAGAUGAUCACUCUAGAGGUCACCGAGAGCACCCAAUUGGGUGAUUGGAUCCGCCUCCUGUUGAGGUAUAGCGAAUUUGUACAUUCAAGAGGAAAGGGCUCCAAGAAUGUAGUGGUCGAGUUGCAGAAUGUGAAAGUUCUCAAGGUGGGUUUUUGUGAUUCAUUGAAUAUCCGCUGUCAGAAUAACAUUCCAUUCCCCAAACUUGAAAGGCUGAAAGUAAAUGGGUGUGAUCAUCUACGGCAUCUUUUUUGUGUGUCCUUGGCUUGCCCUGAUGAGGGGACCUCUCGAAGGACACACAUCAGACCUGACGUAAUCAAGUUCCCCAAUUUAUAUUACUUGGAACUGGAAUAUCUGGGCUGCUUCACACACUUUUGCAGUGACACCGUUGAGGGCAUUGAGUUCCCUCUGUUACGGGAAAUGCAUUUCUCGGGAUUAACAGAGUUCCAAAAUUUCUGGCCAACAGCCAACAAUGCUAUCACCGACUCAAAUCCUCUUUUUAAUGAAAAGGUUUUUGAAAAGCUAGAACUCGAAGAGGCUAACAGCAUAACUGCUCUAUGCUCUCACCAACUUCCAACUGCCUACUUCAGCAAACUUGUAACUUUGAAAGUGGAAAAUUAUGGAAAAUUGAGAAACUUGAUGUCUCCAUCUGUGGUCAGAGGUCUUCUGAAUCUCCGAAAACUAGUGAUAAUAGAAUGCCAAUCAAUGAAAGAAGUGAUCACAGAAGAGGAACAACAAGGAGAAGAAAUCAUGUGUAAUGAGCCCUUAUUUACCCGAUUGGAAGACUUGUACCUCUACGAUCUACCAAAGCUGGGGCAUUUCAUUCUGACUAAGCAUGCUCUUGAAUUUUCAUUUCUUAAAGAAGUGGAUAUUCGUGAAUGCCCUAAAAUGAAGACAUUUAUCCAACAGGGAACUGUUUCUUGUCCCAACCUGGAAGUGCUAGAACUCUAUGAGGCCAACAGCUUAACUGCUCUAUGCUCUCACCAACUUCCAACUGCCUACUUCAGCAAACUUGUAACCUUGAAAGUAUUGUGGUGUGAAAAAUUGAGAAACUUGAUGUCUCCAUCAGUGGUCAGAGGUCUUCUAAAUCUUCAAAAACUAUGGAUAAUAUCCUGCCAAUCAAUGGAAGAAGUGAUUACAGAAGAGAAACAACAAGGAGAAGAAAUCAUGACUAAAGAGCCCUUAUUUCCCCGAUUGGAAAACUUGUACCUCAAGGAUCUACCGAAGCUGGGGCAUUUCAUUCUGACUAAGCGCCCUCAUGAAUUUCCAUUUCUUAAAGAAGUGUAUAUUCGUGAAUGCCCUAAAAUGAAGACAUUUAUCCAACAGGGAACUGUGAGUACACUGAAUCUCGAAAGCGUGAACAAUGACGAUGAGCUGAAAGUUGUUGAUCUCAAUAAAGCGAUGUUCAAUUCUAAGGUUUCCUGUCCCAAUCUGGAAAAACUAUUUAUCAAUGGGGCUCACAGCAUACCUGCUCUAUGCUCUCACCAACUUCCAACUGCCUACUUCAGAAGGCUUGAAAAAUUGGAAGUAGAUAGUUGUGAAAAAUUGAGAAACUUGAUGUCUCCAUCCGUAGUCAGAGGUGUUCUAAAACUCCGGAAACUAAAGAUAGAAAAUUGCCCAUUAAUGGAAGAAGUGAUCACAGCAGCAGAAGAAGGAGAAGAAAUGAGUAAUGAGCCCUUAUUUCCCCUAUUGGAAAAGCUGUGCCUUUACGAGCUGUCAAAGCUGGGGCACUUCUUUCGGACAAAGCGUGCUCUUGAAUUUCCAUUUCUCAGAGUUGUGAAGAUUCGUAAAUGCCCUGAAAUGAAGACGUUUGUCCAACAGGGCUCUGUGAGUACACUGAGACUCGAAAUUGUGAACUAUGAUGAUGAAGAACUGAAAGUAGUUGAUCUGAAUGAAUGGAUACAUCAGAGGUUCAAUUCUAAGGUUUGUCUUGUGGUGCUAGCUGGCUGUAUAACUAAUUAACUCUAUUGCUCUCUUUCCAUCUUAACUUAAUAGUAAUAGCAAUAUUCAGAUACUCAUUUAUGUUCAUCACUUGAAGUAGCCUCCAAAUGUGUCUUUCAAUUAAAUAUUGUAAUGUCUAUUCUUUUGUAAUCUCCAAACUCACGAAGAAGAUGGAAGCGAAUCUAAAGCUUCAAUUGAGUGAUGGCAGAAGCUUUGUCAAUGAAUCCAUAACUAGGAAGGUAGUAAUUAAGUACUCGAUGAUAAGUCCAAAAUGCAUCCAAGUUAGCUCGAACUUUGCCUGAUACCUAUGCUCGUGAUGGGAGGUAACAAGCAGAGGUGGGCCAACACUAUAACCCACGUAUCCACGUGAACCCAACAGCUUUUGCCCAGAGACUUGUAUCUCUAUUUGUAAUUUCUAGAAAAUACUUUAUUGUGAACACAAUUACUAUUAUUAUUAUUAUAUUAGCUCAAUAUUGAACUUGAGUGUCCUGUAGGAUUCUAUAAACUUUAAAUUUUGAAUUCUCUUUUGGU